AUGCCAGCAAGCAUUCGCAGCCAUUCUCUUGCAGAGGAGACAGAUACUCCCAACAAGAGGAGAAAGGUCGAGCCAGCUGAGGAAUGCGUAGACGCGCUCCGAGCCGUGUCAGGGAUUGGCGAGCGAUCAAAGAACCUCUGGUUCGACGACGGCAAUGUCAUCAUUUCUGCCGAGGGCAGGGCCUUCAAGGUGCACGCAAGUGUCCUGAUGCUUCGUUCUGAAGUUCUUAAAGAGCUUCUGAACGGCCCGGCCCUCGCACGGCUUCCAGAGAGGCUGGAGGGCUGCCCUGUCCUGCGCGUGGAGGACAAAGGCCGCGACUUCGAAUAUCUGUUCACCAUCAUAUACAAUGGAGGAAACAGGCGAGCACUGAUUUCAUCCUUCGAGUAUUCUUAUAACAAUGCUGGAUGUAGUAGCUGGCUGAACAGCCAAAGGCCGCCGAUUGCGUAUGUCGAAUUUCGCGCGGUCGUGACUGUCGCCGUGAAGUACAAGGUCAAGGAGAUCAUCGACGAGGCGAUAUACAGGCUCUCGCGAGUGUUUUCCACACGCAGUAUAGACGAUUGGAAUCCCUAUCUUAAACCUGACGGUGACAAGACACCUAUCGCUCUCGAUGAAAACGACUGCAUCGACGUCCUCCGCGUCGCCCGCCUCUUAAAUAUGCGUUCAAUACUUCCGCUGGUAUUCUACGCAUGCUGCAACAUUGAAGAUCGGCAAAUAACUGCGGGGGUUUUCUACUACGAGGACAAUUCAGACUUAGCCCGAUUUAACGAAGACGACUUGCACACAUACCUCAAGGGCCGCUGCACACUUAUAAAAGAGUCAAUGAAGGUCAAGAGAGCAUUACAAGAGCUCGCGAUUAGUAUACGCGCUGCCCUUUGCCCCUCGAAAUCACGAUGUCGCUACGCACUCCAAAAGCUGUGUCUCGCCGCGCUGGACGCUGAUUUCUAUCACAAACCAUCGGCGAUCGAUUCUGUGGAUAGGUGGCUUGAUGUUACCGAAGAGAAGCGGAACGCGAAACUUUGCCAGCACUGUGAUGGAGUCCUCAGAAAUCUCAUCAACGAACGGCGGGAGGAGGCAUGGCGCAAACUCGGGAAAAUCUUUGGCAUUGAAGAAUGGCCAGCUGGGCAGUCGCAAGAAGGCGAAGAUAAUUAUGCGACUGCCGCCGCAUCCUAA
Molecule: messenger RNA, 1170 nt
Organism: Phanerochaete carnosa HHB-10118-sp
Lineage: Eukaryota; Fungi; Basidiomycota; Agaricomycetes; Polyporales; Phanerochaetaceae
Exons: 2
Coding region: 1-1170 (389 amino acids)
Molecular function (GO): protein binding
Source: RefSeq, a predicted model, not a curated record